Bombina bombina (fire-bellied toad) is the source of this 1581-nucleotide messenger RNA. RefSeq lists its product as uncharacterized. The record is from RefSeq and is a predicted model, not a curated record. The transcript has 3 exons. The annotation marks the transcript as partial. NCBI's taxonomy places the organism in Eukaryota, Metazoa, Chordata, Amphibia, Anura, Bombinatoridae. Gene Ontology annotation, molecular function: nucleic acid binding. Gene Ontology annotation, biological process: DNA integration.
GACAAUCUGGCUAGAGGAUUUAUUCGACCCUCCUCUUCCCCUGUAGGGGCUGGUUUCUUUUUUGUGGGAAAAAAGGAUGGCGGAUUAAGACCCUGUAUUGAUUAUCGUGGAUUGAAUCAGAUUACCAUCAAGAACAGUUAUCCUCUGCCCCUUAUUCCUGAACUUUUUACUUAUCUUCAGGGAGCCACCAUUUUCACCAAACUCGACCUACGUGGUGCAUACAACUUGAUCCGUAUACGCAAAGGAGAUGAGUGGAAGACUGCCUUUAACACUCGAUUUGGGCAUUAUGAAUAUUUGGUCAUGCCCUUUGGGCUAUGCAAUGCUCCGGCGGUUUUCCAGCAUUUUGUAAAUGAGAUCUUUCGUGAUUUUUUGAAUAUUUUUGUUAUCAUAUACCUGGACGACAUCUUAAUUUUUUCUCAGAACCACCAAGAUCAUGUGCACCACGUCAAGAAAGUACUUCAACGUCUAAGAGAAUUCCAUCUGUUUGCUAAACUGGAGAAAUGUUCUUUCCAUCAAAAAAUCAUACCCUUUCUGGGUUAUGUAAUAUCGGCAUCUGGAUUCGAAAUGGACCCUACUAAACUUUCUGCCAUUUUGGAUUGGCCUAGACCUGAUUCUUUGAAGGCUUUACAACGUUUCCUAGGCUUCGCCAAUUAUUACAGAAAGUUCAUCAAGAAUUUUGCUACUAUUACUUCUCCUCUUACUUCUCUCCUCAAACAACAUGUCUGGUGGCCUACACUCUCUCAAGAUGUGAAGGAUUACGUCUCAGUAUGCACACAAUGUGCCAUGAACAAAACUCCACGCCAACUUCCUUCAGGAUUACUCCAACCAUUGCCUAUACCUCACCAGCCUUGGACUCAUGUAUCCAUGGACUUUAUUACCGAUCUUCCCUUGUCCACUGGGAACAAUACUAUCUGGGUGGUGGUCGACAGGUUCACUAAGACGGCUCAUUUUGUACCCUUGCCAGGAUUACCAUCUGCCAAAAGACUCUCUGAACUUUUUAUUCUACAUAUUGUAAGAAUCCAUGGAUUUCCUCUUGAUAUUGUUUCAGAUAGAGGGGUACAAUUCGUUUCUCGAUUUUGGAGGUCACUUUGUAAACAUUUUGGUACUACUAUAUCUCUCUCUACUUCUCACCACCCACAAUCGAAUGGUCAGACUGAAAGAGUAAACCAGUGUCUUGAAACAUAUCUUAGACAUUAUGUGGAUCAUUAUCAUUCUAACUGGACUUCUUACCUUCCUUUGGCUGAAUUGGCCCAUAAUGCCCGGUACAAUUCCUCCCUUCAGACUUCUCCUUUUCAUGCAGCUUACGGAUAUCAGCCUAACAUAGAUUAUGAUGAUUUUAUGGGAUUGGGUCAGGAUUAUUAUCUGGACCAUGAUUGGGAGGUGUAUGAGCCCUCUCAUAGUGAGGGCCCUUCCACUUCUGAGGCUUUCACCCAGCGAAUGCUAGCUGUGGAUCAGACACUUGAGGACAAAUUAGUUGAUCCAGCAGGAAAAAAUAUCAGAUAUCCUCAGUCUUCUAAGUGGUCCCUGGCUUCCCACCUCACCUUCUCUUCCUGGGAAGGAGUUGGCCACACCAAAGUUUGA